AUGACCAAUAUACACUUGUUCGUCUCACUGCUGCUCGUGACAUCUAUAUCUCAUGCUGGUAAGUCAUAUUCCAACUCGUUAUAACUCUAGUUCGCCGCCCCCCCUCGCCCCCCCCAAAAGGAAUUUGCAUAACAUUGUUCAGAGCGUUUACACAUGACGUCACGGUGGCUUUGUUGUUGUUCCAAACCAAUCCAGUGGUAGUUGAACGCUUUCUUUUGUUCCAAUAAUUUUGUAUUGAUACUAACCAUGUGAGCGAAAAGGCUUUAUCAUAGAUCAUAGUCGUCCCAAGAGAAAUUGACGACAAUGCCUUUAUGUUGUAUGACGGGCAAUGUGAAAAUGGUGAAUUCUUUGCAUUCUUUAUUCGAUUUUGCAUCCGAACUUCAAAUAUGAUCAGUAUGACUUCAGUCCAGAGAUAAAACCUGCGUUACAAUAUACAAUGGCCCACAAAUAGACUCUAUCUAGGUGUUAAAAAGGCUAGAAAAAAACAAAAUUUACAACUAGUAUCAUUAAAAACUAUAGCCUAGAACUAAGAAAAGACUAAUAAAAACAAAAAUUUACAACUGUUAAGAAAUAAUUAAAAAUUUAAAUAUAGAAAAGGUGAAUAAAAAACGGAUGUUUGGUAGACUACCAGCUGCCGGGCAGAAAAGAAGUUUUCCAAUGUGCUCUUUCUGACUAUUUGGAUCUGGUGUUGUUUAUAAAACCGACUUGUACAUCCCUUCUCGAUUUGAAACAAGGAAAUCGAAGAAAUUUAUCGUUAGAGACAAAGAUCACUUUAUUAAUUUUAAUUUGUUCAUUUUUCUCUAGCUUUACAUUGCCCUCAUGGUUGGACUGAGUUUCAACGUUCUUGCUACAAGGUGAUGCCGCAAACUGAAAAUUCCAAGAUAUUCGGCGGUUGGUUAAAAGCGUCACGCGCGUGUAUGGGGUAUGGAGGUUAUCUUGUUAGCAUGACAAGUGAAACGGAAAAGGAAUUUGUUCAAAAUCUGUCGUCUUCGGAUUUAAACAGCCCUCAAUCUGCUUGGAUUGGGUUGGUUCAUCGGCUUCCGAAGGGUAUAUACUCGUGGAGCGAUGGAAGUGCUUUUAAUCAUUCUUUAUCCGUCGAGUGGUAUGGAAACACAACAAGUAAGCUUAAUGGCAAUGAGACCAAAUGCGUGGAACUAUUGAGAGAUGGCUGCUGGAACCUUACUGAAUGUUGUAACAAGACCAAGUACUACAUCUGUGAAAGACCGAAAGGUGAGUUUCUUCUAAAUACGUAAAGAAAGUAACCAGGCCUAUAUAUGAGGGACAACAGUGCCAAGAAAUGUUUGCCAAAAGGAUUUGACAAAGCCAAAUGAAUUGCUCCUUUACAAUAAUGAAUUCGUUGAUGCUUGCAAAAAUCGGUAAUAAUGCAACUUUUGUAAAGAUUUUUGACUAAACAAAUUACGCGCUCAUAUGCGUUUGUAGUGCUCACUAAAUAUUUCAUCCAAUUUUCAGCCAAUGCGAAGUACUGUUCUACCGUGCUGGACAAAAACGUUUCAACAUGUUCGCUUAGUUUCUGAGCUACUGCUCUGGUUGCCUGAAUUUUAGCCGUCUUCUCGAGUUGCAAACUCCCGAAAGAGAUCCUUCUCCCUGUCUCGAACCCUACUUCCUCUCUCUUCCCGAGAGGCUCCAAUAGAAAGCGCGCGGGGGACGAUGGGAUGGUUGCGCUCUCUCUUUUUCUUUCUCCCCAGCCUCGAGGCCUCCGCGGAGGAGAGAGCCCUGCUGCCGAGGGAGACUUGAGAAAACGGCUGAAAUUCAUGAAGGCUCUGACGCCAGUUGUUCAAAGAUUAACUAACGCUAUCCCACAGAUAAUUCUCUAUCCGGUGGAUAGUGUGACUGGUUAAGUUAUCGACUACAUAGUUACAGAUUUUAUUGGGAAUAGGACGAUAAGAUCUAUGAGAAAGAUGUUUUUUCAUUCGUAACAAAGGCGGCUCGAAAGAAAAAAGUCUGAGUACUCCAAAAUGCAGUAGAACCUAUGAGCUUCUGGUUGCUAGUACAGACGCUCUACUACUGAGCUACAAGAUACUCGUGAGUGCUAAGGCCACUAAACUAGGGUCAUGUGACAAACCAGGGGCACUCAACGAAUGUUUUCUGCAAAAUAUCUCCUUGGGAGAAGCAAAUAUUGCCUAAAGUUUUCUGUUACUUGGGGACGGCUAAACAAAUUUCUAGAUGAACGUUCCAUUCAUGAACAAUUUUCUAAGCUUGUCCAAUAACUUCCCUAAGAUUUUCUGACGUUAAAUUUUUCACAUUUCACUCCCCAGGCUAGGCUAUUUUUCGUAGAUAAAAAAACCUACAAUUUCGGAUGCAAAAUGUGAUGGGGGGAGUAAUCAGAAAAAUUAGAACUCUCGAUAUACGUUAAGUCGCUUUUAAAAUUUUCGGGAAAAUAAUAUACUGAAGCCCUUGUAAUUUGGAAAGAUUUACGUUCCCCUGGGAUGAUCGAAAAGAAAAAAAUUUUUAUAGCGCCGCUUAGAAUGCACUUAUAAAGGUCUAAAAGUGUUCUGGAUAGCCAAAAAGUGUUGUCAAUGUAUUUAGGAGGAAACCGUCGUUGGGUGCCCCUGACAAACACCCUGCAUACUUCAAGGACUAUAAUCUCGGUAUGUGCUUAUACGCAAUGAUGGAUAUGUGACGGUGAAUUUUAAGCCUGGUGAAUACAUGAGAAAGAUAUUUUUCAGUCACUAGGGGACACAGGCGGCUCUGAAAAUUAAACGACAUUCAUUUGAAGCCCUUAUAUUUAAUUUGUCCUAUCCAUUAGGUCCUCUGAGUUGCUCGCUUGAUCAUGAUGAAGGACAUCUGAAUGGAUCAUCUUGCUACUAUAACCACAGCACUGUAAAAACAUGGGAAGAAGCAAAAAAGGAAUGCAUUGCUUCUGGAAGCAAUUUGGUGAAAAUAAAUAGUACUGUAAACAAAACUGACACGGGAUUCCUGACCCGCCUGUUGGACACUAUUAAUUUCAAAGAGGUAGCUGAAUUAAGUAAAAGUGACCAAAAAACAGGUAGCACUAUGAAAUAAAUAUGGAUAUAAAAAAUAUAGUAUUUGUCCAUUACUGAAUAAAGCUGAGUAUGAUAACAACAAUUAUGCAGAUCGAGGAGGGCUAUGACCCUGAUUGAAUUGGCUGGUUUUGUCCUCUAUCUCGCAAAUAUGGUAGGCUUCUGCUAAUUAUGAGAAAAUACACGAAAAAUUGAUCAGCCAAUCGGAAAUGAUGAAAUAUUUUGUAGAGGUACUAAAUGCCUCUAAAUCUUUACCUCAGUAGCAUACCCUACUGAGAACCUAUACAUGCAGAGGGUAGAGGGACGCCUUAUGACAUGUUAUAAUCAAUCAUAGACCAACUAGCAUGAAUGUGGACUCAACCGCUCUUCAAUGAUAGAAACAGGUCCUAGACAAGCUUCACAUGAUGUUCUAGGACUGCUCAUCGCUGUCAUCAGGCCCUAUUUUUUCAAAAAGUGCUUAGUGCUUAGUUAUUCACCUUUUAACACUUAGAGCCAGCCAGGGGCCAAUGAAACGUGGGUGGCUCACGGGAAAGAAACGGAAAAAAACUAUAGUUAGUACAUCAUCAUCAUCAUCAUCAUCAUCAUCAUCAUCUUUAUUAAUGAUAUAAUAGGUUAGUUGCUUUUUUUAUUUUUUUAUUUUAAAGGACAUUUGGAUCGACCAAGGAACCAAACUAUGUGGCACAGUCUCGAAGACAGAUAAUAGAAAGACAGACCGUGACUGUGGCCAAAGGCAUGCUUAUCUUUGUGAAAAGCCCGUCCCAGGUGUGAUUUCAUUAUGGUGGCACACUUCCAUUUGAAGGCCACGAAGUAGCUUUAAUUUAAAACAAAUGAGGGAAGCAAGGUCUCCUUACCAAUAUUUUUACAUAAAAUUUCAUCUCGGCCUUUUACGCCGGUCAAAAACAGCACAAAACCAACGGUAUCUUAGACUCUGCUCGGAUAAAAAGAAGAAAAAACGUUUCUGUUGCCCAUGCUUCUUAUUAUGAAAAUUCCUUUUCAAACAAUCAGUAACUUUGGUAUCUGAGGAUACUUGCUAAAAUGGCCUAUAUGGGGAGGCUCCGCCAGAAAGAGGUGCCUUUUUCAGGCUUCAGGUAUAUUAAAGGGUAGAGGUUACUCUUGUUAAAGUACAUAAAAGGUUCGGGAAAUCUUUCAUUGCGGUCCCAAGUGCAUUUUAUGGCUGUGAAAAACACUAGGAAACUGUCUGGUUUAGCGACUUGUUAAUAGCUUAAAGGCGGUACAUUUACUGCCGUUUAAAACGAUGCAGCUUUCUUAAUUGGUAUGUAAAAGGGAUGCCAUUUGUCAAUUAAAGGUAUGCGUAAGAGGUCCUUUUUUUGUCAAAAAUUAGUAUUAGGGUAAAGGGUGCCCCUCGGGGCGGAGCCUUCCCUGAUAAAAUUUUGUUGAGUACUUUCCCCUCUCCUCCCCAGGCCUUGGUAAUGUGUUAAAGUCUUUAGUCCAGAAUUAAAAAACGUUGCUUUUUUUUUUAGGUAAAGUUUGUCAUAAUAAGUGCCCAAGGAACAUGUCAUCUGUUCCCACUGAAGUCAAUUGCUCAUUUCCAGAAAGUCUCUGUUUUAAGUACAGUAGUAAGAGCGCGAAAGAUGAAAAAUUCACCGAACAAGGGUGUAUAUCAGCUGAACUAUGCAGAAAACUUGACAACCAAAAAGGCUUGGAAUGUUGCCAUGGUGAUUUGUGUAAUACAGGUGAGGUGGGAAAAGCUCAAAAUCCAUGCUCUAAUUACAGUUUGGAUGCAGUGCUCAGCAUCUAAAACCCUAUUCAGUUUGACCUCGCGUUCGGUUGUUCUGGAACCGACUGGCAACAAUAAUGUUCAUAAUAAAGUUCAAAACGCACUCUGGUUGGUUGAUAAAGCGUGCUCGAUGAGAGCCUAAAACCAGGAGCUGUUACGUCCUGCCAAUAUAGUUUGUUUUACGUCUCGUGUUCGCCCUACACAUCUUUUGUGCUCUUUCCGUUUCCUGAGUGCUUUACAGCAGAGAAAAGCACAAUCAAAGCUUCUUUAUUUGUUAAGUACAGUGAUGGAAGAUUUUAAAUUCUUUUUGGCAAAUCAGCAGUGUAUCAAUCAAAUAAAAAAAUGUCUAGGAUUAGAGAAGUUAAGAGACUUGAUGAUGUGAUUUGACAUAUAGGUUACGUCAUCCCUCUGAUUAAUGGCCGAGUCAUUAUCUUGAUGACUUCCAUCAUGUUUAAAAAGGCAGGACUAAACUGAAUCAAAAUCAACAGAUAGCAAAAUGAUUGAAAUUUUUUAAAUUGACCACCAGGGAAAUAUUACACUGAAUUUCACUAUAUAGUUAUCAGUAUUUAUUUAUUUUAUCUGAUAUUUAUCAAUGAUCUGCGACAUAUAAAAAAGGUCUUAAAAUGAAAAUAAAAAGUCCCCAAAUGUUAUCCUUUCUUAAAGGGAAAUAGCAUAUAUUUAUCAGUAAAAGUGACUAGGGUUAGUGAGUUCGGCGCAAAUUUCUAGGUCUAAUUGUUCGAAAUUGUUGUUUUUCUCCGUUUCAGAAAUAUCCUGCUAUCGAUGUGAAAACAGUUCAUCUCUUGAUGAAUGCCAAAAUAACCAAGACGACGUAGAUUGCCCCAUACCUGUUCAUUACUGCGCAAAAAUUAAGUAUGAAUCGAGAACGGGAGAGGGCAAAAUACAAACGACUUAUCGCAAGGGAUGUGUUACCAAAGACCAGUGUAAUGCUAAUGCAACCAGUGGAAGCAUUGUAGAUUGCUGCGAAGACGACAAGUGUAAUACAAGUAAGAAGAAAUUAUUUAUUAUCCUACGAAAUAGCAUACUUUUCAAUCUCGUUCCCAGGGACUUCUCGUUUUCAAAAUGGCGGCGGCAUAUUAGAAAACGAGAAGAACCUUGA
Messenger RNA from Porites evermanni, 5857 nucleotides. The record is from the annotation of a GenBank genome assembly. NCBI's taxonomy places the organism in Eukaryota, Metazoa, Cnidaria, Anthozoa, Scleractinia, Poritidae.